This is a messenger RNA of Sorghum bicolor (sorghum), 1784 nucleotides long. Its product is annotated as momilactone A synthase. The record is from RefSeq and is a predicted model, not a curated record. The coding region runs from base 387 to 1532 and encodes 381 amino acids. Lineage: Eukaryota; Viridiplantae; Streptophyta; Magnoliopsida; Poales; Poaceae. The transcript is spliced from 2 exons.
CGGAGCUUUGCGUCGGUCCGUGUGGACGCGUACCGAUGGUACCGGCCGGCUGGCCGGCCAGCCAACAGGGCGCCGCGCCGCCGCCGGAGACGAACGACAGUGGAGCACAAGCAAGCCGUUUGUGGAGAAAACUCCACAGUGCUAAUGUAGCUGGAGUAGGUACGUACUGGGCGGCAUAUGCAUAACGGACGGACGGACGGAUCACGGCUGUGGUUCGGUUCGUUUUCGCCUUGCACGCGUCGGCACGCACUACGUGGCGUACGCGUGUCUGCCGGUGGCGCCCAGCUAUGCUAGGCACAUGCAUGUAACACACAUGACACGGCAGUCGGCAGGCACGCGCUACAGCUCGAUCGUGUCGUGUGGCAGCAGAUGCAGAUCCGACUGGCAUGGCAGAGGGAGGGAGGGAGGGAGGGAGAGCAAGGCGCAUGACUACUACUACUUUAAAAGCCGACGUACGCCGGCCUGCUCCUCCCGUCGCCGCCGCAGAUCCAUUACUACUACUUUCAAAGCUAGCUGUUCAUCGAUAUCAGGGUUCAGGGGGAUCCAUCGGAGUUGCACGCUGCUUUUAUCUGAAGAAGAUGUUGUUCAGAGCAGUGCAGCACGCCCUCAGGCAGGGAAACAGCCGAGCUGGGGCGCCGGUGGUGGCCCUGCUGCCCGGCGUCGGCGUCGCCGCCGGCCACUUCUCCACGGCCACUACUACAGCUGAUGACUCACAGAGGCUGGCCGGUAAGGUGGCCCUGAUCACGGGCGCCGCGAGUGGCAUCGGUGCGGCGACGGCGCGGGAGUUCGUCCGCGCCGGCGCCAAGGUGGUCCUAGCGGACGUCCAGGACGACCAGGGCCGGGCGCUAGCCGCGGAGCUAGGCGCCUCCUACACCCGCUGCGACGUCACGGACGAGGCCCAGGUGUCGGCCGCCGUGGACCUGUCCGUGGCGCGGCACGGCGCGCUGGACGUCGCCUUCUGGAACGCCGGGGUCGUGGGUUCCCUGUCGCGUCCGGCGCUGGGCGCGCUGGACCUCGCCGACUUCGACCGCGUCAUGGCGAUCAACGCGCGGGGCGUGGUGGCCGGGGUCAAGCACGCCGCCAGAGUCAUGGCGCCUCGACGCCGCGGCAGCAUCAUCUGCACCGCUAGCAUCGCCGGCGUGCUCGGGUCCAUCACGCCCCACCCUUACAGCGUCUCCAAGGCCGCCGUGGUGGGGCUCGUGCGCGCCGUCGCGGGGGAGCUCGCGCGCUCCGGCGUGCGCGUCAACGCCGUCUCGCCGAACUACAUCGCUACGCCGCUCGUCAUGCGGAUUCUACAGGAGUGGUACCCGGAGAGGACCGCCGACGAGCACAGGCUCAUCGUGGAGAAGAGCAUCAACGAGAUGGAAGGCGUCGUGCUCCAGCCGGAGGACGUGGCCAGGGCGGCGCUGUAUCUGGCGUCCGACGAGUCCAAGUACGUCAACGGACACAACCUCGUCGUCGACGGCGGGUUCACGGUGGGGAAGGUGCCCAACAUGCCGCCAUUUGCGCAGGGAGCUGUAGCGAAUAAUUAAUGGAUCGGAGGGCUGCAAUGGCUUCAUUCGCGUCUUCUUUUUCGUGAACCAAAAAACUUUUGAAUAAGCUGUCUCUUGCAUGCGUAUGUUUUGUUUUGUGACAAGCGAACAAAAAUCCAGCAGCAAUAUUCGCCGUUCUCUCGAUCGGUUCUUCAGCAUUUGAAUUGAAACGCCGUAUCAGGCCAUUUGUUGCUUGUAAUAUCUUCCAAUAAUUAAUUUCAUUGGACUACGGAUUUACACUUUGCCCUGCAA